Molecule: messenger RNA, 719 nt
Organism: Zea mays
Lineage: Eukaryota; Viridiplantae; Streptophyta; Magnoliopsida; Poales; Poaceae
Product: thioesterase family protein
Exons: 3
Coding region: 50-559 (169 amino acids)
Molecular function (GO): fatty acyl-CoA hydrolase activity
Source: RefSeq, marked validated
ACUCACGGUGCCGCGGAACAGCGAAGCAAACGACCAGACGUAGGAGGAGAUGGCGGACGGAGAGCCAGGGCAUAAGCUGUCGCCGGCGGACUCCCGGGCGGUGACGCUGGCAUUCUUCCGCGCCCUAGGCGCCGACGCGCGCCUCCCGGCCUCGGCCGACCAGCCCGACGCCUACUCCGCUCUCGUCCGCGCAAUCCUCUCCUCUGUUGCCGUCUCCGCCUCCCCGACCCCGCGGAUCUCUUGCACCAUCACCGUCUCGCACGCCGUGACUAACACGUACAACACGCUCCACGGCGGCGCGGUGGCGGCCGUAGCCGAGGCCGUCGGGAUGGCGUGCGCGCGGGCAGCCGCCGGGGAUCGAGAGAUGUUCCUCGGCGAGCUUAGCAUCGCGUACCUCGCUGCAGCGCGAUGCGAUUCUGAAGUGGACGUUGAAGCGCAGAUACUGAGGAAGGGCAGAUCAGUCGUGGUUACCACAAUCGAUUUCAGACUUAAGGACACCAAAAAGCUCUGCUACACAUCUCGAGCCACCUUUUACAUCAUGCCCGUGGCAAGCCUAUAAGCCCAAGUUUUUAUAUGGACAAUUCCUUCUGUUUACAGGACCGGAGUUUGUGUUGUGUAUAUUUAACUUAGAAUACCAUAUAUCAGCAAUCUGUUGUAUUGAUAAUGAAGCAGAAGUCAUAUUGAUUGAGCCAUGAUGCCCACCACUGCAUCUGUCCCAG